UUCGUUAAUAAAGAAUUGGUGCUGUUCUCGAAUUGUGAUAAUGAACGUUCCAUUCCGAGUUUGGUCGAUGGGCUGAAGCCGGGACAGCGAAAGGUGCUGUUCACAUGUUUCAAACGGGCCGAUAAAAAAGAGGUGAAAGUGGCGCAGUUAGCGGGUGCAGUUGGAGAGAUGUCUGCGUAUCAUCACGGAGAGGUGCGUGAUAUUGCUUGCUUGCCUUCUCUUUGCUUGACUUCGCAAGAUUACGUUGGUUCGAAUAACAUCAAUCUUUUGCUGCCAAUCGGACAGUUCGGUACACGUUUACAAGGCGGAAAGGACAGUGCGAGUCCACGUUACAUCUUCACUCAGCUGAAUCCAGUCACAAGAGCGUUAUUCCCGUUGGUGGAUGAGCACGUAUUAAGAUUCUUGUACUGUCCAAUCAUACCAAUGGUUCUGGUGAACGGUGCAGAGGGUAUCGGAACAGCGUGGUCAACGAAAGUACCGAAUUACAACCCGAGAGAGAUCGUUGAGAAUAUUCGGCGAAUGAUUCGCGGAGAGGAACCGAGGCCUUUGGUACGUACGGUCGUUUAUUGCGUAUUUUUAAGUUGA
Anisakis simplex (herring worm) is the source of this 585-nucleotide messenger RNA. The record is from the annotation of a GenBank genome assembly. Lineage: Eukaryota; Metazoa; Nematoda; Chromadorea; Rhabditida; Anisakidae.